UCAAGGUGAAUAUUCCAGGGAUAUAACGCUACCUGUGGGAUGAGUUUAUUUAGCGUUAGCCGCUGCUGUGAUUCUAACUAACCUUAAGUGACUUAAGUAAUCGAACAUAUCCGCUCACGCUAGCAGAAAGCACGACGUGUUUUUUGUCGGGUGGUCCGUCUAACACUUCUAAUGCCCGCUAACUGGCUUCUACUUUGAACUUUACGCCGUCAGAAAUAUAACUGGCAUUGCAGGAGAACAGGCCCACCAGGAUGGCCAGUGUGCUGUGCAGCAGAGCCAGGCUGGUCAGUUACCUCCCGGGGCUUCAUGUGCUGGUGCAUCGUGUGGCUGGAGCCAGAGCCUUCUCUGGUGCUGGAUCAUCAGGCUCUGAUGAGACCCGCGUAGCCAUCACGCCCGCCGACAUGAUGUGGCCCGAUGAGAGCAUGGGCCCUUUUGGGCCCCAGGACCAGCGCUUCCAGCUGCCUGGUAAAGUGGGAUUUGACUGCCACCUGGAGGGAUUAGCAGAGCAGAAGAGGAGCCUGGCACACAACAUGGUCCCUGACCUGCUGUCCUCCCCAUCCAGCAGAGAGAGACAUGAGUUCAUUCUGGCCCAGGUCAUGGGAGAGUUCUUUGAAGAAGAAGACGACCCUUCCUCGUCUCAGGAUGUCAACAGAGCGACUCAGUACUUUGACAGCUCCAGUCUGGAGUGUGCCAUACAGUCCUGCCCUGAACUUCUCAAGAAAGACUUCCAGUCCAUGUUCCCUGAAGCCCCACCCACUAGCAUGAUGGUGGUCACCGUGACCCAAAAGACCCAGAACGAUAUGACGUCAUGGUCUGCUGAGGUGGAGCUGGAGAGGGAUCAGAUGCUGGACACGUUUGUUGACGGGGCAAAGGAGAUCUGCUCCGCCCUGCAGACGGAGGGCUUCUGGGCCGACUUCAUCGACCCCUCCUCGGGCAUGGCGUUCUUCGGCUCGUACACCAACAACACCCUGUUUGAGACCGAUGACCGGUACCGCCACCUGGGCUUCCAGAUCGAGGACCUGGGGUGCUGCAGAGUAAUCCGACACGCUCUCUGGGGGACGCAUGUGUUUGUGGGGACGAUAUUCACCAGCGCACCGCCCAGCAGCCUCAUUAUGAAGAAGCUGCAGAGCGGCUGAACACGUGCCAUUAAAACUAACACGAUUAUUUAGUGAACUUCCUUCUUUUUGUUUUGGCCUAAACAAAUAUUUUCUAGCUGAAAGCGUCAGUCUUCAUAUUAAAGUGGUUCUUGGUUUGUGGAACCUUUUAGAUUCAGAACACCGGUCCUCGGUCUCACUGCUCUUCUUAUUGUGUGUUAUGACUCUACAAUAUACACUUCACACAUUAAAAUGUACAUUGUUGGAGACUUAAAGAUCCAGAAAAUAGCUCCUGUUCAAUGUGUGAAAACAGGACUAUUUUGAAGAAAGCAGAAAGUAAUGUUACUCUAAAUAGUUUUGUUUCAACAGCAUAGUGCACACAAAAAAACUACAUUUUUGGGUAAUUCAAUUCAAUUCAGUUUAUUUGUAUAGCCCAAUUUCACAAAUUACAAAUUUGUCUCGGAGUGCUUUACAAUCUGUACACAUAGACAUCCCUGCCCCAAAACCUCACAUCGGACCAGGAAAAACUCCCAAAUUGGUGUCAACAACAGUGUUAUUAUAGAGAACUUGAAGUAGUUAUGGUAAUCCACGUUUGACAGUUAUGAUAAGCGACCAAAGGGUUCCGGUAGUUAGUCCGACGUCCUCCUCCGACUCCACUGCACCAAACGUCAAAACCAUCUGGGACAAAUAUGCUCAGAAAUGUUGCUGGGAUUAUUUCUCCACUUCUACAUUCCCAAGUGUCAGUUAUUAACCAAUUAGAAUACUUUGAUGUUCAUAAUUUUUUUCCAAAAAAAUUGAUUGUAUAAAGAGAUAUAAAAUGUUCUAAAACAUUUGA
Pseudoliparis swirei is the source of this 1929-nucleotide messenger RNA. It is a transcript of the gene mmadhcb, whose product is annotated as metabolism of cobalamin associated Db. Gene Ontology annotation, biological process: cobalamin metabolic process. The transcript is spliced from 8 exons. NCBI's taxonomy places the organism in Eukaryota, Metazoa, Chordata, Actinopteri, Perciformes, Liparidae. Gene Ontology annotation, cellular component: mitochondrion. The record is from RefSeq and is a predicted model, not a curated record. Bases 252 to 1136 code for a protein of 294 amino acids.